Pseudogymnoascus destructans is the source of this 861-nucleotide messenger RNA. RefSeq lists its product as uncharacterized. The coding region runs from base 1 to 861 and encodes 286 amino acids. The transcript has a single exon. The record is from RefSeq and is a predicted model, not a curated record. NCBI's taxonomy places the organism in Eukaryota, Fungi, Ascomycota, Leotiomycetes, Thelebolales, Thelebolaceae.
AUGAAGUUGCUCGUCCACAAGCAUGAAGGGCGCUUACGCGGAAUUCACUUAACGAUAUUCAAUGAGACCGAAUUUCUGAAGAGUGACCAUCUAAGGUGCAAUCACAAGGGAAAGGGCGCACCUGCACUGGCACUAGAUGGAACUGCCAUGACCACGAUGGCCGGACAAAAAUAUAAGCAUUUGAUUGUGCUAAACGGUGGCGAUUCGACAUUGCCUAUUGGGAAGUGGACCACUAAGAACUACCGGUCAAAAAGUGACCACCCAGGGUACGAGGAAUGGCUUUCCAGGAUCAAAUGGACAGCGGCGGAAGCGCGGGAAGAUGGAGUUCCAUCGGCGUCAAUAAACAAGAUAAUGACCACUCUGAACAAGUCAAAGAAGAAAGAUUUAAACGCGACAUUGACAAUUCCGAAAAAGUCCAAGGGAAAAGAUUUAAGUGGGCCAGAGAUGAAUGAGAACGAUCAGGAGAAGAACGCGGACGAUUCCCGGCUCAAUGCCAAUGAAUUCAAAAAUGAAGGCUAUGAGUUCAUGACUGCCACUCCUUCAGAGUCUUCUAGGUUAUCAUCAGCUAGAUCAAACUGUACGACUCCAGAGCCUUUUCGUUCAGAAGCAGCUAUUUCAGAGCCUUCUCCUUCCAAACCUUCGUCUUCCGUCAACACUCAGGCUGGAAGAAAUCUGCCCGAGGCUCCAGAAUCCAACAGUACGCAAAGUCAAGCGUCAGCUUUAGUUCGACAACAAUUUGCUUCCCUAGUUGUGGCUCUAUCAACACUAGAGGCAAAUACAACGAUAGUCGAAUCUGGAUCUCUGGCUGAACAAAUGGCCUCAGGAAAUCCAAGACACGGUUUUCUGCAUCAUCAACUCUAG